AUGUUUUAACGAUAUCACAAUGAAGAUUACAGAUCUGAACAUAGACUGUCUUCUGGUGAUUUUCAAGUACUGCUCCGAGAGCGAGUUGAUGUGCCUGGCCAAGGCUAACCAGCACCUGGGCAGGAUUAUAGAUGCUCACAUAUUUUACCCACUCACGAGGGACUUACUGCUGUGCGGCCAUAGAAACGAACCUUGUGUUGAGAAAAGAAACAAAACGCAUCUUACUCAUCAAGAGAGACUUCAAGUAUCGAGAAAUUGGCUGAGCGGUACCUACAGAGAACGUCCCUACUACCACCACGCGCACCUCUUCCCCACGAAGUUGUUCCUCGAAAGGGACGCUCUGUACGUCACGCAUGACAGUUAUUUACGCAAAUACCUGCGACCGGCUAAGGAGGCUCUGCCGCGUUGGUUUGACGAAGAAAUUACCACUGCCACAAGGAGCGACAUAUCGGAUUUUCUAAAGAAACAAGAUACGCUCUUUGCGGGUCGCAUCUGUGGCGCGUGCUUUCUGUGCGAUGAGAAUGGAAUCACAGAACAACAAAUGCAUCAGCCCAACGAGUACCUAUACAGCGUCGACUUCAUCAACGAUGUGUUUGUCACCAGCACGGAUGCCUGCUGCAAGGUGUGGCAGCGCUCCCAAGAGUUUGGACUCACGCACUUUGAUCUGGCCAUAAAACUGGAGCAUUCAUUCAAGUCUCUAAAGUUGAGUGCCGACGGGGAAUGGCUCUACGGGGGUCUCUACACAGACAAGGGUCGACGGGCAUUGCGAGCCAUCCACGUGGAGAGUGGCGAGGAGGUGGUUUACAAUUCAAACACCAUUUCCAUAUAUGAUCUGAAGAUAAAGGAUGAGCAUGUUCUCUUUACGGCUAAUUUCGAUACGACAUUCAGAAUGUUUGAUCGCCGCAUUGAUCGAGAUGUCGCCAUUUGGGAGGAUCCGUUCGACUCUUCAUUUUACUGCCUCGAGUACGAUGGCCUUUACGCCGUGCUCUGCGGCACCAACCGACACGCCCGCGUCAAUCUCUACGACAUUCGAAUGCCCAAAUACGUGCAGUUGUUCUUUCCCGGGCGAACGCGUCAACAGAACUGCCAGUCGCCCGUCUACAGUCUAGCCUGUGAUAGCCAAUAUUUGUUUGUGGCCACGGACCACAAUCUGCGUGUGUUCGACUUCAAAGCCAACUGCGGUGUACGCAGGGACUAUAGUCGCAUCUAUGAUUUCAAUCGCUAACAAAAAUUUGAUUUUCAAUUAGUUGAAUUGUAGAGCAGAAUCGAAAGAGUGACAUCAGAAAGGUAUAAAUUAUUAUUAAACGGACCUGAUGCACUUUGACCAUUUAUAUAUAUAUUAAUUGCUUUACAAAGUAAAAACAAAGCAGUGUUGGGUAAUGGUGGAAACGCUGCCCACCCAAGGGGCUGCUCAGAUCAGCUAGAAGCAAGUGGCAAAACAAUAAUUUAUAAAACCAAUGCCAAAAUCGUAUUUGAAGUAUUAGAUAUUUUUUGAAAACAAAUUUUAUUGACCUGCCGACAAAUUGGAACCACAAAACUUAAUUAGCUAAAUUAGAAACUUUAAAACAUCCACUUAAAAAUCAUGUACACAAAAGUUAUGAUAGAAACUUAUAAGUAUGCACGAAUAUCGUAUCGUAAAGGCUACAUGUAUGUACCUUGAUGCAUGUAUGUAUGUAUGUAAUACGUGAUGUACAUGGGAGUGUACGUUGUGCGCGCUAGACUUUGACAUUCAAAUUGCAAAUUUCCUGGUCAAGUUGUGUAUUUGUAAUACGUUUCCGUGAGGUGAGCCAUAAUCCUAUCACUGUAGAAAAUUAAACUAAAAACUACCAGAAAUCGUUGUAACCGUACACAAUUACUACUUUUCGUAUCUUACAAUGUUAUGCUAGUAAAAACACAUACACACAUAUGUCGGAAACCGGAAAGGAAAGUGGAACAGUUCGGCCAAAAUUCGUCGUGGUUGGUUUGGUUUAGUUUUUUUAGCAGGCACUUUAUCUAUUCUGUAAUUUGAUGCAUUUACAACAACUGGCAGCAGCAGCGGCAACCUCUCUCGAUGUAUAAACUUAAGCC
Drosophila guanche is the source of this 2067-nucleotide messenger RNA. Its product is annotated as F-box/WD repeat-containing protein 4. Bases 20 to 1225 code for a protein of 401 amino acids. Gene Ontology annotation, cellular component: SCF ubiquitin ligase complex. Lineage: Eukaryota; Metazoa; Arthropoda; Insecta; Diptera; Drosophilidae. Gene Ontology annotation, molecular function: protein binding. Gene Ontology annotation, biological process: SCF-dependent proteasomal ubiquitin-dependent protein catabolic process. The record is from RefSeq and is a predicted model, not a curated record. The transcript is spliced from 4 exons.